CAUCUCUCUCUCUCUCUCUCCCUCACUCUCUCUGUAAUCUCUCAUCUUCAACUCUCCCAACUCUUGCUGCUGCUGCUGCUUUCUCGUCUUUUACUCUAUCAACAACAAACGCUCUCUCUCAUUCUUGCACCAUCAUCAUCACAUCAAUGGCUUCAAGUAGCUAUACUUGUCUAUGUUCUUCCCCUCCUCUGCCCACUCGCAUUUCUCACCUCACCAAGCAAAAUCCUUCAAUAUGCUGUUUCCUCAACCACACCAAGAACCACCACCCAUUUCUCACCACUAUACGUACUUCCCCCCCUUUCUCCACAACUUCCAUCUUGGUUACAAAAGCUUCUCAGACUAAGACAUCAAAAUCAGAAGAAGAAUAUGAAGAGUAUGAGGUGGAACUGGUGCAGCCAUAUGGCCUCAAAUUUGCCAAGGGUAGAGAUGGAGGAACUUAUAUCGAUGCCAUUGCGCCUGGUGGAUCCGCUGAUAAGACGGGGAUGUUCACCGUUGGGGACAAAGUGCUUGCCACCAGUGCAGUUUUUGGAGAUGAGAUAUGGCCUGCGGCUGAAUAUGGAAGAACAAUGUACACCAUUAGACAGAGGAUUGGGCCAUUGCUCAUGAAAAUGCAGAAGAGAUACGGAAAGAUAGAUGACAAGGGUGAAUUGACUGAAAAAGAAAUUAUCAGAGCUGAGAGGAAUGCUGGGUUCAUUAGUAACAGAGUUAGGGAAAUUCAAAUGCAAAAUUACCUGAGAAAGAAGGAACAGAAGGAAAGCAGAGAGAGAGACCUUCGUGAAGGAUUGCAGCUUUACAAGACUGGGAAAUAUGAAGAGGCUUUGGAAAAGUUUGAGUCGAUAUUGGGAUCAAAACCAGAAGCAAAUGAAGCUGCAGUAGCAAGUUACAACGUAGCUUGCUGUUAUGCAAAGCUUAAUCAGAUACAAGCUGGACUCUCCGCCCUUGAGGAUGCUAUGGAAGCAGGAUUUGAAGACUUUAAGAGAAUCCGGACAGACCCUGACCUUGCCAACAUAAGGACAUCAGAGGACUUUGAACCUCUUUUGAAGAAGUUCGAUGAAUCAUUCAUAAAUGAAAAUGCGAUCAAUGCUAUCAAAUCGUUAUUUGGAUUCAACAAGAAAUAGAAGCUGGGGUGCAUGUACACAUCCAAUGAGCUAGGGUUCAUUUGUAAAGAGGUCACCCUAUCACUUGGGUUUGUUUAUAGGACUAGCUCAGGAUGAGUAUUUGUUAAUAUUCUACUGUUUUGAAAUGUGGUUAAUUGUUUCAUGUUGUUCAUCAAUUGAGUCAACCUGGUGUAGCUAUGGUGACAGAAAAGAUAUAGAAAGGAUUAAACUUAUGUCA
Molecule: messenger RNA, 1335 nt
Organism: Sesamum indicum (sesame)
Lineage: Eukaryota; Viridiplantae; Streptophyta; Magnoliopsida; Lamiales; Pedaliaceae
Gene: ZKT
Product: protein containing PDZ domain, a K-box domain, and a TPR region
Molecular function (GO): protein binding
Source: RefSeq, a predicted model, not a curated record